Messenger RNA from Cajanus cajan (pigeon pea), 1250 nucleotides. Its product is annotated as ras-related protein RABC2a. Gene Ontology annotation, molecular function: GTPase activity; GTP binding. NCBI's taxonomy places the organism in Eukaryota, Viridiplantae, Streptophyta, Magnoliopsida, Fabales, Fabaceae. The record is from RefSeq and is a predicted model, not a curated record.
AGAUAAGAAAAGAAUAAAUACGUUGGUGUGGGGUGUGAUGUUAGGAUAGGUGGUCAUGUGUAUGUGCCUCAACUGAACUAAGCUAUAGGGUGGCCGUUUUCUUUUUCUUUUCUAUUAUCUUCUUUUUUACUCUCUCUCUCUCUCUCUCUCUCUGCUCUUUGGUCUUUACACACAGCACAUAAAAUAAAUGAAAGAUCUUGCCCCAUUAAACUUCCUUACAGCAUAACGUUGUCUAGUUGCCUAGUUCAUCCCUCCAACCUUCUCUCUCUCUCUGUCUCUCCACCACUUUUUGCAUACGUUUCUUUCACUGUACUUUUCCACGCACACGUAACACAUUCAUCAGAGGAAGAGAGAAUGAGUUCAUCCUCAGGUCAGGGCAGUGGCUAUGAUCUCUCUUUCAAGAUCUUGUUGAUCGGAGAUUCCGGUGUGGGAAAAAGUAGCUUACUUGUCAGCUUCAUUUCAAGUUCUGUGGAAGAUCUUUCCCCCACCAUCGGUGUUGAUUUUAAGAUCAAAACGCUCACAGUAGGUGGCAAGAGGUUGAAAUUAACGAUCUGGGAUACUGCUGGGCAGGAAAGGUUCAGGACUGUAACCAGCUCUUACUAUAGAAAGGCACAAGGAAUCAUUCUCGUUUACGAUGUCACAAGGAGAGAAACCUUUACAAACUUAUCAGAAGUGUGGUCUAAGGAAGUGGAACUCUAUUCAACUAAUCAGGAUUGCGUGAAGAUGCUAGUUGGAAAUAAAGUUGAUAGAGAUACUGAAAGGGCUGUGAGCAGAGAAGAGGGUUUAGCCCUUGCCAAAGAAUUGGGGUGUUUUCUUCUAGAAUGCAGUGCUAAAACUCGGGAAAAUGUGGAGCAGUGCUUUGAGGAACUUGCUCUAAAGAUAAUGGAAGCUCCUAGUCUUCUGGAAGAAGGAUCAACAGCAGUUAAAAGGAAUGUCUUAAAGCAGAAACAAGAACCCCAAGCAUCCCAAAAUAGUGGUUGUUGCUCUUAAAAUGUUACAUCGUGGUGUGAACAUUGAGUCUUAACUAGCACAUCUUGGACAAAUCUUGUAUAUGUAAGCUGCUUCCGUAGUUUCUUACUACUGCCAUUGUCUUUUGGUUGCAUAGUUACUUGUAUUAAUGGGGAAAUUGGCAACAAUGGCGUGUAUUAGCUUGUGUAAAUUUGUUUGCCUCUGAAUGACUCUUUCAUUGAUGUGUUGCUCCCAAGUUCCAAGUAUUGUUACUACGACAGAACAACUGCAGUUUCAUGCAA